AUGGCAAUCGAAAAGUGUCUAUGUAUUACAUGGGUGCCACCGGGAAAAUACGCCAUUCGAUUGGCAAGAUGUCAUAUCAAGAUUCGACUGCCUGCUUGGGCCACUCCUUCAGACCAUCGCUUUCCGAGACUUAUGAAACCGCUUUCUGGCUGUUGGCCUUCUGGUAAUUAUAAUGCGGCCCAUUUCCCUUUCUAUAUCAUAGAACCGGCCAAUGUUGCUGUACUAUGGGCCAGCAGCCUUGCUGUGGAUCUAUCGUCAGCGAUCCAAGAACGUUCGACUAUCACAAGAGUAGUGGUAUACAUUCCUCUUGAUAAUUAUGAGCUGCUGGCAGCGGCACUUGGCGGACCACUCAAUCUAAUGCAAGUGUCCUCUGAGUGUCAAGCGAGACUGUGUCCUCACCUCCCAGUUUUUCACAGGAAUGUGUUGUUGCCAUCAUCUGUAGAAGUCUAUAUUGACAACGGUGCUACGGGUGUGCAUUUCCAUGGUGGCAUAAGUCCGUGGGGCACAAUAAGAACAUCACCAUUUCACGAGCAUAUAUACCCACCUUAUCAUGGGCCGAGCGGUAUGCCCUGGGAGCAUACCACCACAAUUCUCGGUACAGGCUCUUCUGGCUUCGAGUCGGUGCCCCGUGACCUGAGCAGUCAUGCCGCCCUUCGAGUUCAUCAUCCUUUGUUGCCUCCAGGGCUGCCUUCCACUGUACAACCCGUUUUUUUCCCUUCAGUAUCAUCUGGUAGCAAUGUUGUUGCCCCUUUGAGACACCAGCCAGAUUCAUUUGGCGCUGGUGCUACCACACCUGAAAUUCACCCCGCAGAUCGCCGAAUUUCUCAUCCUGUGGGAUAUGCAACUCCAUUGGCUCAAGGGCAUCAAGUGGAGCAUCCAGGUUCAUAUGGCUUCGAGUCGGCACUGGAUGACAUGAAGGGUCAUGCUGUUCUUCAAGUUCAUCAACCUUCGUUGUCUCCAGAGUGGCCCUGGAGCAUGCAGCCUAUUUCUAUUCCUUCAGCGUCAUCCAGUACUGCUGCCACCCCUCCUUUCAGUGCCCAGCCACCUUUCCUCGGUGGCGGCGUGGCCUUACCUCAAAUCCUCUCUGCAGAUUACCAAGUCUUCGAUAAUUCAGGGUACGGAAUUCAAUCGGCUCACAGACGUCACAUCCAGCAGCCUGGUGGCCCUCGGGCUUACAUGAUCAAUGGUCUUUUGAUUGACGAAGAAUACCUCAUGGAUGGAAAUGGUGGCUACAUAAACAUCCAUGCAUGCGGUCGUGAAGGGCCUCCCUGUGGUCUCUGGGUUAAAGCGGACAAGCGCUCUAUCAUGCGCCAUGGACAGAGGUGGCACGGGGACGCUCGAGGUGGCAGAGAAAAUAAGAAAACCACUUGCCCGUGGUCAGGCUGUGACAGCCAGAUGCUAGCGAACACCAUCCCACAGCAUAUUUUGAGUGCUCACUUUGCUGUAGUGUGGAUUUGCACAGGCACAGGAUGUUCAAAACCUUUUGGGUGUCACGAUAGCUUCAAGGCCCAUUCUUGGAAAUGUGGUAGUCUUGGAGCAAUCGUGCAGUAUGACGCCAGCACCCGUGUCAUCGAUACAACAAAUGUUUCGAGACAUUACGAUUGA
Messenger RNA from Suillus plorans, 1605 nucleotides. RefSeq lists its product as uncharacterized. The transcript is spliced from 4 exons. Lineage: Eukaryota; Fungi; Basidiomycota; Agaricomycetes; Boletales; Suillaceae. The coding region runs from base 1 to 1605 and encodes 534 amino acids. The record is from RefSeq and is a predicted model, not a curated record.